Messenger RNA from Marchantia polymorpha subsp. ruderalis, 1601 nucleotides. NCBI's taxonomy places the organism in Eukaryota, Viridiplantae, Streptophyta, Marchantiopsida, Marchantiales, Marchantiaceae. The record is from the annotation of a GenBank genome assembly.
CGACUGAAAGGCGGGAAGAUUUUGGCCCCGCCGUCCUCUGUGCCUCAACCCUGGCAUUCCCACAGCCCACCGCCUCUGCCACUGCGUGCUCGGCUCAAGAUCCCUCCUUCGUUUGCCGUCGACUUCGUCGCCAUUCGGUCGCGGCUCGGACCCCACAACUUACACCUCUCGUUUCAUCGGCAACUUUGAGCUGCAUGUUGCGAGGAGGUGCUUUGAUUCCAACUUAUGAUUCGUUCUCGACGCCUCGUUCACCACUUCCUAUCUAUCCGAAUUUCCGACUAAGACGAAGUCUCGGCACUGCCCUCGGAAAUAACAUCCGGGGAGACGGAGCUGAAGUGAAGGCGCUGUCCAGAGGAGACGCGCAAAAUGGGUUGGCGAGAGAGCUACUUGGACGCAAUUUUGGUGCCUUUAGGUUUGAUUCUGAUGUUCGCGUAUCAUGCUCAUUUGUACUACAAAAUCCGCACCAGCCCCCUGGAUACAGUCAUCGCCAUCAAUCACUUGAAUCGACGCGCUUGGGUUCAUAAUAUUAUGUCGGACAGCAAAGCCAAUGGAAUUUUGGCUGUUCAAACAAUCCGUAACAGCAUAAUGGCUUCGACACUUCUCGCCGGGACAGCCAUAACUUUGAGUUCUCUGAUAGGAGCUUUGGUUGCGGGGUCGUCUACCACUUACAACAGCGUGAUUGUCGUCGGUGCCUUCGGUAGCACAAUUUUGGCUGUCAAGUAUCUCAGCAUUCUGUGCUGUUUCCUGGCUGCGUUUGUGUGCCACGUUCAGGCAAUCCGGUAUUCGAGCCAUGUCAGCUUCCUCAUCACAGUUCCAGUCGGAGAAAUGGCCCCUGGACUCUCUGCAGAGUAUGUGAAUAGAAUGAUAUACAGAAGCUCCAAUUUCUUUUCCCUUGGGCUCAGAUGCUACUAUCUCUCGUUUCCUUUGCUUCUGUGGCUCUUUGGCCCCAUCCCUAUGUUCGUUUGCUGCCUUCUCAUAGUCUCCCUGCUCAAUAUCGUGGACACUGCCAAGGACUUCAAGCUCACUUUGCAUCACAGUGAGCAUGGCGUCAUCGAGCCCAGAAAGGAAGACAAGAAAAGUACCUAUACCGACGAGAUGAGGAGAAAAGACGAAGAAGCCAUGGACUAGAUUUACAUGUCCACGCUAAUGAUUUUGAAAGUAACCUAACCUAUUCUUUUCUUUGUCCUAAGAUGUGCAGUAGGUCGCAUUUUUUAAUGUCUUCGACUUUCGAAUGUGAACUCUUACAGUUCUCGGGAGCUCCAUCUUGCUUCCAGGUUAUAGUAGAUUGUCAGUCCAUUACCCUCGGCAGGAUAGAGCACCCCGAACUUCCAAUGUUUUCGGAACAGAGCGUUCAUCUGUGGGUUGAAGUACAGAGUAUAGUCAACUUAAUAAUACCAUUUCCAUCAAAGAAGAAUGCCGACUUCACGAAGACGGUAGUCAAGUUCUCGAAGCCAAUUCAAUUAAGCAUUCUUUGUACAAAAUAUGUGAGGAGUCUUUUCUUGAAAUCUAUCACCCACAUGGGGUUGAGCAAGAAGAGAUUCCAAUCUCCCCUUGUUUAUUACUGAAUACAAGAAGUAAAUGUAGACACAGCUUCGUGUCAG